UAAUUCCUAAUAGGAUAUAGUAGUGACUUGUAAAUUAUGGCCAAGUCUAUCAAAAUAUAAUCGUUUAAUAAUAUAGAAAGGAAUGUUCACUAUCUAAUCACAAGUGUCCACGUAGGCAGGUGCAUGUCACAAGGGAGAAGCCAAGCAUCUCACUUGGGUUUUCUUUUCUUUUCCCCAAUUGCAAUUGGAAUUGGGUGAGUGUGAGUCCCUUCCUUCCCUUGUAAGACAGGGCAACAUGAAUGCCCUUUUGUUUCAAUUAUGGCAUGCAAUGCCAUGCCUCAUGAGAUAAAAUAAUAAUACUAAUUAAUUAAUAAAUAAGUAAAUGCAACCAAUCUGAGAAUCCACAUGCAAUGGAGAAUGCAAUGCAUGAGAGAAUUAUAACUUGAAGAAAAACCCAAGAAUGCAUUGCAUAAUUGAACUAACCGCAGAUAGUGUAGGUUGAAACACAUAUGGGUUAACUAUCUACUUUGAUUCAUUUACGACUACAUCUUUAGUCUCUGGCAGUUCUAUUUUCCCCCUCCCCCAAAAACAGUGACAAAGGAGAAGUCAUGAAAACAGAGGACUUUCUCUCUCCCAGCUCACCUCCUUCUAAACAUCCUCCAAGCAAACAGAGACACAGAGAGUGGGAAACAGAGGAUAGAAGCAGAGAGAGAACUAUCCCAAAAGGAAAAAAUCCUCCUUUCCCCUCAAAUAAAAUAAAAAUCGAGUCUUUAUUUCUUUAUCUUAAUCUCAGCCCACCAAUCUUCUCUCAUGGAUCCCAAAACCUCCUCCAACUCAAAACAUCACCACCUCCUACACCCUUCUUCGUCCUCUUCUACAUCAUCUCAUGAACUGCAACACCUCCUAGCCAACAACAGCAGAACCAUGGGAGAGAUGAACACCACCACCAGCAGCAACAAACCAGCUGAAAUCAAGGACUUCCAAAUAGUAAUAGCAGCAGAAUCAAACCCAAAGCAAAACCCACCACCACAACCAUCCAAGAAGCAGACCCAACCCCAAAUUCAGACCCAGAACCAGACCCAGCAGUUAGCUCCCAAGCGAAGCUCAAACAAGGACAGGCACACGAAAGUUGAAGGCCGAGGGAGGAGGAUAAGGAUGCCAGCUCUAUGUGCAGCAAGGAUUUUCCAGUUGACCAGAGAAUUAGGUCAUAAAUCCGAUGGAGAAACCAUCCAGUGGCUUCUCCAGCAGGCUGAGCCUUCCAUUAUAGCUGCCACCGGUACUGGGACCAUCCCGGCCUCUGCCUUGGCUUCAGCUGGUCCUCUCCCCAUUUCUUCUUCUACUUCUCAUUUCCCUUCCUCUGGGGUUCAUUCUGAUUUGGGGCCCAGCUCCAGUAGGCCCACCAAUUGGCCACCAGCAGGAGUAGGGAUUUGGCCGUACGCUUCUGCCCUUGCUGAGAAUAGUAAUCCUAACAAUUACUUGCAGAAAAUUGGGUUUCCAGCUGGGUUCGACUUGAGUGGUGGAAAUCUGGGACAUAUGAGCUUUGCAUCAAUUUUGGGAGGGGGGAACGGUAAUAGUAGUCAUCAUCAGCAGCAAUUGCCUGGUUUGGAGCUUGGGUUGUCACAGGAUGGGCAUAUUGGAGUGAUAAAUCCACAGGCUUUGAGUCAAAUUUAUCAGCAGAUGGGUCAAGGGAGAGUGAAUCAGCACCACCAUUUACAGCAGCAGAAUAGUCAGAAUCAGAGUCAGCAGCAGCAGCAAGGUGGGAAGGAUGAUUCGCAAGGGUCGGGAGGGCAGUCAGAGAAAAAUGAUUACAGUUGAGCCAGUUUGCUCACUUUUGGGACGAUCAGUCAGUGUGUUGAUGCUGUUGGAUUGCACCGAUGGUGUUAUAGGGAUUAGAGAUUUGUUUGUUUGUUGAUAUAUAGGGAGAGGGAGAAAAGAGAGGGAAUUUGUGGAUUUUGGGUUCAUGGUUUGUUUGUCAUAAUAGGGAUUGGAUUGGAUUUGAGGAUUUUGCUUCCCUCUCUUUGUAAAUGGGUAAAACCAACAAGUUUCUUCAAACUAAAGGUGAUUACUUUACUCGAGUUUCCAUCUUCCAUAUCUAUUUUCGCCCAAAAACUUAACUUGUGAGUGAUAUUAAUGUCUGUUUGUUGUUCCCUUUUGGGGUUGUGGGACUUUUGAUGCAGGUGGGAGUUGUGCACAUCCAGAAAUAGGUGAAUUUUAUUCAACAGAAAGGUUUGUUGGAUAAUAGUGUGAGGUAUCUUUGUUUUCUCUUUUCCUUUUCACAAAUUAUUUGGUUCCUUCUCCAGGUUCUGAAUGGAGGGAUUGAUAGAUGAAGAUGAUCUGUUUUUAUUCUCCUGGGUUAUUGAAUAUAGAAAAUUGAGGUAUGCUCUUUAUAUUGCUAUACAGAUAGUAGCAAUAGAAUCUAUUGGGUACUUUGCCGUUAUUAUGUUAACACAUGGGCAGUUAGUAUACUAAUUCUUCAGUCUUGGUUAGUAAUUUUAUUUUCUUCCUCCCUUCUGCAUAAUUCUUAAGAGUUCAGGAUGUCAUUUUCCAUAAAGCAUCAAGCAGUCCAUCACAAGUUUCUUCAGCAACUCAAAUUAUUUUGACAAGAAUAGGUUCUCAACAUAUAAAAUGUUUGUCAACCGAAAGGUUGUCUGGUUGUGUGUGUGUCAGACAGAAUCGAAGUAUCGAACUAACCCUUCUCAACACCAUUAGUGAUUUGAGCAUAAGGUAUAACACAUGCAUGCGAAAUUUCAAGCCAUUGUGUUCAUUUUCGUGCGAGGACGCAUGUAAUUGUGCAAUGAAUGAUGUAUGACCUCAUUAUUGCACCUCUCUCAAUCACUCCUAAGUUAUUAAGAUGAAUUGGCUCUCGAUAAUUUGAUAUGGUACUUUGGCUCUUUCUGCUUGGAAUGCUUCAUGAGUUUUCUAAUUCCUUCUGAUAAAAAUCACAGCACAGAGAUGCUCUACAAUUCUGUGCCUGCAGGUUUUAGCUCUGACCUUCAGCUUAUAUUAGAUCAGUUGAACAAUUGGCAGAUUCUUUUGUUGCUACAUACUGCUGUUUUGACCCAUUUUUCCCACUUGUAUCACUGCCAUUCCUUUUGGUUCUAGUUGGAGUCUUUACUAUCUCAUACAUGUAUUGAUCGAAUUCGUUGUUAUAUGAAGUUCUCUGCUACGGAAGUGACACUUUCCCCUGCAUCCCUUCAGAAACUAUACAAGACCUCACAUGGAACAUGAUAUAUUUAUAUUAAAGUAUUGUCGUUACUUGGAAAGGAAGAAAAAGACAGAAAAUUG
Messenger RNA from Linum trigynum, 3225 nucleotides. The record is from the annotation of a GenBank genome assembly. NCBI's taxonomy places the organism in Eukaryota, Viridiplantae, Streptophyta, Magnoliopsida, Malpighiales, Linaceae.